Messenger RNA from Lactuca sativa (garden lettuce), 825 nucleotides. Its product is annotated as cAMP-regulated phosphoprotein 19-related protein. The record is from RefSeq and is a predicted model, not a curated record. Lineage: Eukaryota; Viridiplantae; Streptophyta; Magnoliopsida; Asterales; Asteraceae.
CUCUCUCUCUCUCUCUCUCUCUAGAUACAUAUAGAAACAUAUAUAGAUACAUAUAAGUAUAUUCUUUUCCAAUCAUGACUUAGAUGCUUUUUUUGGCCUAGGAGAUGUAUAUAAAUUAUCACUUAUGUUUUGAUUUCUUCCUAACCAUUUUCGUCUUUGUAUUGCUCUUCUACAUUUCAAGUCAUCUUUCUCUGUUGGGCGAAAGAGAAAUGGCAGGAUAUGAGAGAAACGAUGAGUUUAUCUCCAAAAAUGGUCAUGAACGCGAGGGGGCAACAAUGGAACAGAAAUAUGGAGGUCUAGCACCAAAGAAGAAGCCCUUAAUCUCAAAGGAUCAUGAACGUGCUUUUUUUGAUUCAGCAGAUUGGGCCCUAUGCAAGCAAGGUGCAGGGAUAAAUGAGAAAUCAACGAUAGCUAUAGAGACCUUGCGACCAAAAUUAGAGAGAACACCUCGUCAGUGUUUGCCUCCAAGACGACCUGCUUGUAUAUCUGGAGGAGACAACCAUGUAGAGUAACAAGUGUACAAAAUGCACAAAAGGAUGCUAGGACAUGCUAGCAAUUUUAAUGGUGAUUUAAGUUAAAGAUAUAAACUUUUCUUUGGUGUUGAACUGGUCAAAUCCAGUAUAAUAUGCGAUUUCAAUGCAUGAUAUGCUUGUCAAUGCAGUAUAAAAUUGGUUUUGGUGAUUUCAAUGCCGUAAGAAAGUUUAUUUUAUUUUAGUGAUGACAAAAUGUUAAGCGUUUUAUUUGCAUGGCCAAAACAUUGCAUGUACUUUAUUUUAAUGCAUGAUAUGCAUGCUUGUCAAUGCAGUAUAAAAUUGGUUUUGGAGA